GCGGGCACGGGUUUAGUUGCCAUUCUCUUUGGUAGCGAGUUCUGUUAAACAGUUGCUUUAAAAUGUUUUGUUUAAUUGAUGCCGUGUAAUCUUCAUAUAGUUUGAGGUCAGACUCAAUGUUGAACAUAUAAUGAACUGAAAUAGAGCACGAACAGGGUUAUUUCAAACCUGAACGCAAUACAUCUCAUAUAUAACAAUCAAAAUUGAAGAUCACGUGGACUAAUAUUCAAAUCAGUUGUAUAGGAAAAAUACUCAACACAGAUCCAAAAUGGCUGCGACAUCAACGACGUCCCAAGAAAUGAUCACGUGCUUCUUUGUUUUCGUUAUCGGUUGCGCAUGCGCACUGGGGUACCCGUCAUUAGGACGAAAUCGACAAACCGAAGAGAUAAACACAAUUCUCAAUGAACUCCGAAAAGAGCUACACAUAAAUUUAAAAGCAAACAGCCCUUCUACAAACGAUAUAAUCUUAACAGCUGCCGAGUUUCCCAGAAAUGUGCAAGCAAACCCGUCUCAGUUUGACGCCAUUUCCGAACUCAGUCCGCAGACGUCACGCGAUCAGCCGUUGCUAUCAGCGCUGCUGUCAAAAUCGGAGCUGGACCCUGCGACCGGAAGUCUGUCCCUGGAGGUCAGCAAGCGCCAAGGCAACUGGGACUUCGACUAUGGUCUCGGAGGCGGCCGUUUCGGGAAACGUGCGGGGUUCGGCGACUACACUCUAGGCGGUGGAAGGUUCGGUCGCGAUGUGGAUCACGUGACACGGUUUGAGGAUGAAGUCGUGGAUUUUGUGGAUCCAGACGAAGAAGACGGUUAAAUAUGUGAACUGCGUAAACCGCCUUUGUGGAUAAUGAAUAGUUUAAACCAAUCUACAACUUUGUCAUGCCUUUACAAGUUACGUUUGCUUAUGCAUAGGGCACCAGAGGAUUAUUGCUGUUUUCUACAUGCACUUGCAAACAUUGCUUGCUGAUAGUCAAAACUUCACGAGUUGUAUGUCCCUCUCUAUAAUUUAUUUAUAUGACAUACUAUUAUUAUGACGUACUCUUAUUAUGACAUUUAUUUAAUUAAUAUAACAUAUUCGUUUUCUGAUUAGAUUAGUAAAAAUAUGCGUUAAAUUCAU
Molecule: messenger RNA, 1111 nt
Organism: Dreissena polymorpha
Lineage: Eukaryota; Metazoa; Mollusca; Bivalvia; Myida; Dreissenidae
Exons: 2
Coding region: 269-808 (179 amino acids)
Source: RefSeq, a predicted model, not a curated record